Closterium sp. Yama58-4 is the source of this 648-nucleotide messenger RNA. The record is from the annotation of a GenBank genome assembly. Lineage: Eukaryota; Viridiplantae; Streptophyta; Zygnematophyceae; Desmidiales; Closteriaceae.
AUGGCAGCAGGGGACCUGCCAUGGCUCUUCCACAUCCUCGCGGUGCUCUCGCCAAUCUUCAUUACAGUCACAUUCUACGAGAAAUCACUCUUCGCCGUGCACGUGGCACUCAUGACCCUGGCCUUCCUUUUGGUUAUCCCUGAAGGCGUCUUUAUCGUCGCCAGACCCUCACGGCGGCGCAAGGAGGCCAUGCGGCUGCACCUGGGCCUUCAACUCACGGGCCUCGUCCUAGCACUAGCCGGCACUCUCGCCAUGUUCACGCACCGCCACGCGCGACUCAAGGCGCACUUCAGCACGCCGCACGCGUGGCUGGGCGUGUCAGCAGUCAUUCUCGCGGAGCUGGGGGGGCUGCUGGGCGUGCUGCUGUAUUUCAACACUUUAAGGAUUUCGAGAGUGCUUAUUGGCCGACUGCACUUCCUGCAUCGGAUGGUGGGUCGGCUGGUGAUCAUCUGUGGAUUUAUUGCCAUUAUCCUCGCCCUCAAGAUCUUUGAUGCACAAAACCCUCGCAAUAAGUCCCCGAAGCAGGCACGGCCACAGCGGUCAGGUUCGGGUGUGGGUAGCAUUGGUGGGGUUGGGAGAGGGGAGGUACGGAGAGACCUGGAAGCCGGGCUGGGGAGUGGAGAUGUUGGGAAGAAGGAUUCUGAUUAA